Messenger RNA from Lates calcarifer (barramundi perch), 3683 nucleotides. Its product is annotated as exocyst complex component 3-like protein 4. The transcript has 11 exons. Gene Ontology annotation, molecular function: SNARE binding. The record is from RefSeq and is a predicted model, not a curated record. Gene Ontology annotation, biological process: exocyst localization; exocytosis. Bases 14 to 1678 code for a protein of 554 amino acids. Gene Ontology annotation, cellular component: exocyst. NCBI's taxonomy places the organism in Eukaryota, Metazoa, Chordata, Actinopteri, Centropomidae.
UGCUCUGCCACACAUGAAUACAGCUCUGAGCAGCAGCAGCAUGUUGCAGGAAUCUGAAGCACAACACUUGAUCUUAAGAAAGAUGAAAAAGAUAUUGACAAUUCGAGGAAGGAGCAAAGAUCGGAGGAACGACGGCAAGACUCCUUUAAUAAAGGAGAGCAACAACAAUGUACAAGACGGAUAUGACCCAGAGGAUAAAGGCUAUGACACCCCCUUCGCUCAGAACACCCUCAACACCCGUAAAGAAGUUGCUGAACAUCUGAACGUAGCCCCUGAUGCCACCUCCAGCACCUGUGAAGAUGAUCAGUGCCUCAUACAGAUAUCUGUGUCUGAGCACUUUCCGAAGCUACCAACACCGGACCAGAACCUUAACCAGCACCUAGUACAUGUACAGGAAGCUGUGCUCCAUGAGCUUAAGAGGCUGCGUCCUGUGUUGGAGCAUAAGGAGUUGAUGGAAUUUCUGAUUGAUUGUUACCAUCGUCAGACAUUUGACCACCUCCAUAGUCUGCUCCAGAACGCCACGUCCACCCAGAACUCCUUUGUGCUGAUGAACUGGGUCCUACACAUAUACCAGAGUGAAGAGCUGCUUGGUCACCCCGACCUUCAAGAAAUGGAUCCCAUUAAAAAAGUCAAUCAUUCGCUGGUCAGUGGAUGGGAAGCAAAAGCCAAGGCCAAACUGCUUGAAAAUGUGCAGAGAGAGGUCAGACAAUCCCUGGACAAGAUCCUGCAGAUUGAGAUAGGCCAAGAACAUUGUGAUCCUGAUGAAGCUUACGUUGGACUUUAUAUGGACACUAUUCAGUGUGUUGGUGCCAAGUGCAAUGAAGCGAAAAAAAUCAGCUCUGACCUGUCUGAUGAAGUGCAAGACGUUUGUUUCCAAGAGCUGCUGAUAUUUGUAAGGAGGUACACCACUGAGCAGACUGAGGCUCUUGGAAAAAAAGCAGAAAUGGAUGAACCAGAAACAAUACAUUUCCUCAAGACUCUGAAAACGUGUAAAGAACUCAAGCGGUAUGUCCAGACAACAGGAAAAAAAAAUCACCUUCUCAUGGAAAUGGUGGAAAUGCUUGAAAACAUGGAGGCUUCUACUUUGAAUCUUCUGAUGGACAUUGUAACUGACAUUGCAGAGAGCCACCUGAAAAAGUACUUCAAAUCCGACAGGAGGAGGUUCUGCUUGUGUUCUGAUAUAGAGCAGUAUUUCCCCAAGCUGCCUUAUGCUUUUGAUGAACAACAGAGAGUGAUGGAUGAGGCCUAUAAGGUCAUCGUUGGUUUGUACUUCAAACAUCUCAUCCAAAGCAACCAGAAGAAACUGAAGAAGUGCUGGCCUGACAUUGGAGAAACAGUCACUGAAGAUGCUGAGCUUCUUCAUAACACUAUCUCAGACCUGGCUCCUGGUGUCCAACAGCAGAACCACAUCCUGCUCAAAGUUACAGAAAUACUGGACUGCAACGACAUCGAUGCACACAAGAUCACAGCUGCAAACAUGCAGAAGAAAUGUCACAUAAAGAGUGAGGACAUGAAGCGCCUGCUACAAUGGAAAGGUCUUUCUAAACGGGAGGUUCAAGAGGUGCUGGACGCCCUUCCUCCUGACCUUCAACCUACACCCGAUCCUGACAUUCAACUCCGGAGUGGCAGAUCCUGGUGCUGCUGUUUCACCUGUUUUCUACCUGCUGGUGAAGACUGAGGUGCUCUACAGACGAUCAACGUCAACAAGCACAAGAGGACAGAGCUGGUCAGCUGAGUCCUGUUAGAACUCAGUCCGUUACUGAUUUCACUCCUCAGAUCUGAUCUUUAGACGCAGAUAAAGAGUAGCAGACAUGUUACAGUAGCCGCAUGAGAGAUUAAGUUGACUGUGCACAAGGCUGCCUAUGUAUGAGUUAGCCUGAAUGUCACUGAUUUCCUUUCAAGUGCUGCUGUUAUUACAGGAAAGGCAAACAUGACUUCUUUUUUUUUUUAUCUUGUUUGUCAAAUUUCCUCAUUUUUAAAUGUAAACAGAAAUCAGUAUCUAUUGAUGGGAUUUUUAUUUGUCACUGUGGCAAAAAGUUACAUGAAAAAACAAACUAUACUUUUAUAUACGUUUUACAGGGUGUUAAAGUUGUUUACAUAUGUGCGUUUUUUAAUAUUUAGGUGGAUUUUGGUUGAUUGCACAGCGUUUCUGGAUGUUUGCAUACCGUUAACAGUAAAUUUGUUUUUGUGCAAAAGGCAAAGUGAUAUUUUAGUUGAACUUACUUAACUUGUUGAACUUUAGCUGGAGAUCACAAAAUGCAAACAAGCACAAGUAAUUCAAAAAGGAUGAACUUUUUGUUUUGCUAUAUGUUCAGAAAGUUACCGAUCUUUUGUUCUCAAACCCUCAAAUUUUAGGUUUACUUACUUUCACUUUAUGUACUGUAGGUACCAGAAGUACAAAAGAAUUUCAACUUAAAGGUAUACAUUUAGUUACAGUUGCAGAUGCACUGUUUUUUACAUCAUGUAUUUAUUUUAAUAUUAUUUAUUACAUUUAAUUUAUUUAUAUAUAUAUAUAUGAAAUUACAUGUCAUCUACAAAUAUUCACUAGGCCUCUAUCAAAUCAAACAUUACUGUUAACAAACAUCUCUGAAUUGCACUUGAACUUGUAUUAUACUUGAAUUUUUCUUUAGGAGAUGAGGUGUCUACAUAAAAUCAGUGUAAAGAUCAAGAUUUACUUUUUACAAAUGGGAUAGUUCUUGGGUUAGAUGUACUGUACUGGUUUGCUGCUUUCUGUCUCAAGAUACUGAAUAUGUUUUUAAUGUUCUAUGUCUAUGGUGAUUCUUUUUGUGAGGAGUUUAUGGGGACGCAAAAAAAUGCACUUUUUUUAUUCUGUUAUUCAGACUCCUGAAUAAACUUCACAGUGACAUUAUAAAAAUGUGUUUUUAGCUGUGUAUUCGGUGUGCCAACUGUAAACACCACUAGAUAGAAACUAACAUCUUACUAAAAUAGUCUGCUCCACUAACACCAAAUCAAUUUAAGUACGGCUUCACAGAACAGAUCUGAUAACAGUGGGUGGUGAUCUGGGGUUUGGGACCUCUGAGGGAGUCCCAAGAUAAAUCUGAGGGAUAUUGUUUGGGAUAUUAGCAUGCUAACAUUUGCUAAUUAGCAAGAACAGCAGAGGCUGAUGAGAGUACCAUUACUAUUAGUUUCAACUUCUGAAACUGGGCAAAGUUUUUUCUGCAUCGGUUUAUUGUUUCUUGAAGAUUCAUCUCUUCAAAGAGCACCUCUUCUGCUGAACCCUCUAACACCCUAACAUGCUGAAAUAACAAUUACAAUGCAUUUGUGGUGCACUCCUAUCAUUUAUUUGCUUGCCUUUUAGAUUUAGCACUUAGUUCUUACUUCAAGCUCUCCUACUGAACUGAAGCUUUAGUAUUGUCCCUCACUUGUAAGUUGCUUUGGAUAAUAGUAUCUGGCAAAUUAGUAAAUGUAUGUUGGGAUUGAUGGAAUAUUUUAAGUUGUGUAAUGAUCAGCUCUCUCUCUAUGUGUCUGUGGAGAAAGUGGGAAAUAUCACUGAUAAUGUUGUCUCCUGCCAGAACUCUUUUUAUUUCUGCAGAGGAAUUUAAACCCUCACUAUAUCAGACACCCACACAAAUGUGUGCCAUGUGACAACAUGUAGUGAGGUGAAUCCAUAUGAUUGCUUGGUUUUGGUUUAAACACAAUAAAUAUGACUUGGUGAUGGUGAA